UUGGUAAUACUUGGUGGCGAGUGUUUACCGGGCAGGUGUUACACAGCCCACACAGGUAACGGCCGUGUACACCCCGCGGCAUUUCUUGAAUCAUGUCGGUUAAGGCCGUGUCAGUUCGUUGAGACCGGGUAACGACUAACGAGGAGUCAGUUGUGGUUCUUCCUUGCGUAUGGGCAGAGGGGAAGGUCCCCACCACCUUAUUCAAGUACAACCUCCAAAUUUCUCUUGAUUUAUAGUUCCCUGGAAUGGAUACAAGUGUGUUGUGUAUACAUCGAGCUGUGUAUUAUAUGCUUCUUAAACUAGAAAGCAAGAAACCAAACUUUAUCAAGAAGUAAUUGUGAAAUUUGAGUCAGGUGAUUUUUGGGGAACAUCUGUACACCGGAUAUAAGGAGUUACAUCGGUUACUGUGUAUAGUGUGGUGAUGACUCAACCAGAAGCUGCGUCUUGUAACUAAGAAAAAAUGCACGAUACAGACGAGGUGCUGGAGGAGGGGGGGUGCGCGCUCAGUGUUCGUGACGUCAGUGAGCUGCUACACGCCCAGUAUGCCAUCAUCACUGGUGGCAAGUCGCGGGAGGGCUGCCCCAUCCUUACCUUCCCGGACAGAGGCAACUUCGCCCAACUGGGAGAUGAGGAAUACCGCAAACUUAUCAUCUACCUCACUUCUGUGCCCUCACUCCAGGAUGCGGACAUGGGCUUUGUCUUGGUUAUCGACAGACGGAAUGAUAAGUGGAACUCUGUCAAGACCGUCCUGCUCAAGAUCUCGGGAUUCUUUCCCGGGCUCAUCACAGUUGCUUAUGUCCUGAGACCGGCAGGAUUCUUCCAGAAAGCUAUCUCAGAGGUUUCGAACAAGAUAUUCAGAGACGAAUUCAAGUUCAGGGUUGUUGUGUGCAACUGUAUCGGUGACCUGCAUGAAUACAUAGACAAGAACCAAUUGACAGAGGACCUUGAUGGAUGUAUCCCCUACAACCAUGAUGAAUGGAUAGAGCAAAGAGUGAGAGACCGCGAACGUGGGCGGAGAGUAGUAGCCAGGAACCCUCGCCGACUAUUCUCUGGUAUAGAGGAGGCGGCAGUGGCCCACGCUCGCACCGUCAUGGAGCUGGUCGACGAUAUCGCCUCCACCCACACUUCAGACGCCAUCAUUGCAGGAGACUAUAUCCUCCAGAUUCAGCGCCGCCCCGGCUACCACCGCUUCUACAAUGAGCAACUCUUUUCCCGACAGAUCCAGCACGCCGUGGCCACUCUGAAGCAGGCAGUGGAGAAGUUCAGCGCCAACACCCAGGAGAUUAGUGCCUCACUGCGAGCUUUCACCCAGAAGCUGCAGGAGACAGAGUUCCCAAAUGAUGUCGCUUCAACAGAGGAACUUCUUCGUUCUCAGUGUGCUGAAUACAGUGUGCUGAAGGAUGACCUAUUAUCAGCAUCGCGGCAUGGGGAAACAUUACUCAACUGCAUCAAGCGUCCAGGAGAACCCCGAUCAGCGCGCCUUUGUCCUGACAAGCUAAUUAAUGUAACUGCAGUGGAACGCCUUCUGGUUCAGUUGGAGGAAACGGAAAGAACUUUUGAUGAGUUUUGGACAAGACAUGAAGGAAGACUAACACAAUGUCUUCAGCUGAGACGCUUUGAAACAGAUUUUAGAGAAUUGCAGACGUGCCUGGAAGUAUCAUUAAAGCAGCUGUCAGGGAUGUCCGAGAUUGGCGACUCAGUUGUACACGUUGACCAGCUAUUAGCUGAGGCCCAAGACUUCCAUGUGUUAACUGCCGAUCAACUAGAGAAGGCAGAAGAACUCCGGAUUAUUGGCACCCAACUUAUCGAGAGCCAGCACUAUGCAGUUGACUCCAUCCAACCUAAAUGUGUAGAGUUAGUAAGAAUGAGGGAUGCUUUUCAUGAUCGCAUUACUAGACGCCUUGAAACUUUACACAAAUGCAGAGAUCUUCAAGAACGUAUUGAACGGGCCAAUAAAUGGUGUACUGAAGGUGUGGAGCUUUUAGCAUCACAACAAAUCGAGAGAUGUCAAGCUCCAGAAUUUGCGGAGGAAGCCUUGAGGGAACUAGACGAGUUUAUGGCAUCAUCAGAUCACAGUCGGCUGGGUAGCUCUCGGGAACUGAAGACAAUGUUUGAGGAUGUUAUUACUCCUGAGACCAAGGGUCUGGUGCAACAGGUGCUCAAGCGGAUAGAAGAUGUACAAAUGAUGUGUGAAAAGCGAAAGAGUUCCUUAAAGAAACUUGCAACACGCUUGCCCCGUCCUGUGCAUGCUGUGACACCAGAACCCGCUGUACCUCUUUACUACCCCCAAGGACAAACAAGCUCACAUCCACACUCACAUCCAGCUUCACCACUACAUGCUGACCUCCCUAAGUCUCCUAAAAGUAUGAGGAAGGCUUCAACUCUACCUAAGAUGUUGCGUUUGAAGCCAGGAGGCCAACCCAUCAAGCGUCGACCCAGACCUGUGACAGUCUGCCUUGGACAAGAUGUAGAAUUUUGCAGGCCAAUUACUGAAGUUUCACUUGGGGUACAGCAAAGGGGAAUUGUUAAAAGAAGGGAAAGUUAUACACUUGGAUAUCUGAAGCAUGAAAAUAAUUUUCCUGCAUACUCACCAGGGAUAUACAUAAUGGGGCCACAGAUCAUUCAGAACAUUCAGCUGUUGAAUGUACAUAUGAAACACAGAGCAAAACUUGGUGAUAGCGGGGAUUCACCAGAGUGGACAAGUGAUGCUGAGGCAGCUCGAGCGAAGAGAGGCCACGUCCUACGGGAACUUUUAGACACUGAAAGAGUUUAUGUCUCAGAACUCUGUUCAAUACUUAAGGGGUACAAAGAAGAAAUGUUGAACCCAGAGAUGCAGCCUCUGAUCCCAAUCAACCUCUAUGGUAAGAGUGAUCUUCUCUUUGGCAACAUGGAGGAGAUCUUCCGCUUCCAUAAUGAUGUCUUCCUGCGGGAUCUGGAGAAUUGCAUCAACACCCCAGAGCUCAUUGGCCUUUGUUUUGUACAGAGGAAAGAUUCAUUCCAUCGGCUAUACUCACUUUACUGCCAAAACAAGCCCCAGAGUGAAGAGCUACGGCGGCAGGUAGGUGACAGCAACCCUUUCUUCAAGGAGUGCCAACGUCGUCUUCACCACAAGUUACCUCUUGGUGCCUAUCUCUUAAAACCUGUGCAGCGCAUCACCAAGUACCAGCUUCUUCUCAAGGAUUUGCUGAAGUGUGUGGAGGGUAGCCAAGGCCGCCGGGAACUUCAGGAGGCGGUUGACACGAUGCUCACAGUUCUCAAGUGCCUCAACGACUCCAUGCACCAGGUCGCCAUUGUAGGCUUCCCAGGUAACUUGGCAGAUCUUGGUAAGUUGCUCAUGCAAGGCCCCUUCAGUGUAUGGAAUGAGAGCAAGAAGGGACUUAGAGAGCUGCGGCUCAAGCCUGCUCAGAGACACAUUUUCCUGUAUGAGAAGGUGUUACUCUUUACUAAACGAGCUGGAAAAGACACAGAUCGAGCUACAUAUCAUUUCAAGAAUGCUCUUAAGAUGUCGCAAGUAGGGUUAACGGAAAGCGUACGUGGUAAUAAGGGUGAUAUACGCAAAUUUGAAGUGUGGCUUCAAGGACGACAGGAAGUUCACAUUAUCCUUGCUCCAUCAGCUGAAGUAAAGGAAACUUGGGUAAAAGAAAUAAAACGAGUGCUACUUGAUCAGUUUGAGUACCUGAAAGGAGAGAAUAUUAAGCAAUAUUCUUCUAGGAUUCAAAAGGGUGCAAGUCUAAAUGGCAUCAGAAUUCCCCCACUAUCUCCCACAACCCAACAUAGAGCUUUAAGGCAAACUGCAUCAUGGGAUAUGGCUGGCAAUGGGAUGAGUGGCAGUGGUGGCUCUAUUAGUUCCAGCAGUUCUGAGGGUCGGCAAGGUGGAGAAAGCAGCAAAGACAGUAGCCGUCGCUCUACGCGUAUGAUGAGAUCUGUAGAUUCUACCCUUGGAGAUGCUCCAGAAGAGGAGGAAGAAAGCUGGUCGUCAGAUUACUCGGCAUCAGAUGAGGAGGAAGACCAAGAAACCUUUUCUGAGAGCACAGAGUUUUCUUUUCAGUAUACAUCAUCACGGUUCUUGGUUUUGGCUGACUAUAAUGCCAUGGGUGGCUCAGAGGUUAGCCUACGAGAAGGGGAUUAUGUAGACCUGAUCAAAGUUGGAUGUGCUGGCUGGUGGUAUGUGCGAGUCUCUGGAACACCUUAUGAGGGAUGGGCUCCAGCUGCCUACCUUGAGCGGGUCCUCAAGAAGGGCAGCAGGUCCUCCCCAUCAGUCAGUAGUCAGGAAUCCUCUUCAGGUCUCAAACAUGCCACUUCAAGGUCAUCUGUAGCUUCCCUGUCUGCCAAGUCUGAAGAAGUGAACAUACUGUAAACAGAUCUGUAAAUAGCAGAUUAUCGUCCUGUGACAAAAAUAAGAACCCUUGCAUAUUUAAAAUGCAAACUAAUGGAUUGUAUAUAGUCCCUAGAAGGAAUUUUGUUGCAGUUUAUGUGCCUGGUUGAGUGUAUUGAAAUGAGCAAUGAAAAGGCAUCAGAAUACAGUAUGUGCCUGGAGAUCAGCACCACAGUCAUAUGUGAUCUUAAAGGAUUAUUAGUACCUCCAGUACUUGUAUGUGAAUUGGAAGGAAUGUUGACAGCACAAAUAAUGAAGAUGUAGUGUUGGUACCCACAAUUCAGACUGU
Messenger RNA from Homarus americanus (American lobster), 4664 nucleotides. Its product is annotated as guanine nucleotide exchange factor DBS-like. Gene Ontology annotation, molecular function: protein binding; guanyl-nucleotide exchange factor activity. Lineage: Eukaryota; Metazoa; Arthropoda; Malacostraca; Decapoda; Nephropidae. The transcript has 24 exons. The coding region runs from base 461 to 4357 and encodes 1298 amino acids. Gene Ontology annotation, cellular component: cytoplasm. The record is from RefSeq and is a predicted model, not a curated record.